AUGAAAGUCACCGUCUUCAGUUCGAAGCGCUACGAGCGCGACUUCCUGCGUCAGCACCCCACUCUGACCCGCGUCACGCCGCACAUCGACUUCGAAUUUCUGGCCAUGCCUCUCUCGGAGGGCACGGCCCCGCUCGCCGCGGGCUCGGACGCCGUGUGCGCCUUCGUCAACGACGCGCUAGACGCCCCCGUCAUCGCCCGCCUCGCGGAGGGCGCCGUGCGCUGCAUCCUGCUCCGCUGCGCAGGCUUCAACCACGUCGACCUCGCCGCCGCCAGCAAGCACCGCAUCAAGGUCCUCCGCGUCCCGGCCUACUCCCCGUUCGCCGUCGCCGAGUUCGCCGUCGCCCUCCUGCUCACAGUCGGACGCAAGACCCACAAGGCCUACAACAGGACCCGCGAGAGCAACUUCUCGCUCGCGGGCCUCAUGGGCUUCGAUGUCAACGGCAAGACCAUUGGCGUUUGCGGCACCGGCAAGAUUGGAAGGUUGUUCGCGAAGAUCAUGUUGGCCUUCGGCACAACCGUCCUCGCCUAUGACGUCUAUCGUAACCCCGAGGCGGAGGCUAUGGGCGUCGAGUAUGUCUCCAAGGACGACCUCUUCGCCCGCUCGGAUAUUAUUAGUCUGCAUUGCCCGUUGCUACCGUCCACGCGCCAUAUGAUCGAUGCCGAGGCCAUUAGGAAGAUGAAGACGGGCGUUAUCCUCAUCAACACGUCGAGGGGCGAGCUCAUGGAUAUGGACGCGCUUAUCAAGGGGCUCAAGGGAAAGAAGAUUGGUGCGUGCGCGAUGGACGUUGUCGAGGGAGAGGCAGAGCUCUUCUUUGACGACCAUUCCGGCGAGAUUCUCGAGGAUGAUAGGAUUUCCAUGCUCAUGUCCUUUCCCAACGUCCUCCUCACCCCCCAUAUCGCCUUUUGUACCGACACUGCCAUGCUCAAUAUUUGGGGGACUACCGUCUCUAAUAUGCUCGAAUUUAAGGAGGCCGGCCCGGACGCUACGCUCACUAAUGAGGUCAUAAUUCAGUAGCUCCGUAGAGUCGCGUUUGGCCCGCACCAGAAUCUGGUCUUGUAUGUACGUCGCAACUGUAGUACGGGGUAGAUUCGAUACCAUAUACCAUUCGGGUUUUUGUCACUGCCUCUUCUGUAUAACACAUAAACUCUUAAUCCUACACAAUUUGACUACU
This is a messenger RNA of Chondrus crispus (carragheen), 1174 nucleotides long. RefSeq lists its product as hypothetical. Lineage: Eukaryota; Rhodophyta; Florideophyceae; Gigartinales; Gigartinaceae. The transcript is spliced from 2 exons. Gene Ontology annotation, molecular function: NAD binding; oxidoreductase activity, acting on the CH-OH group of donors, NAD or NADP as acceptor. The record is from RefSeq and is a predicted model, not a curated record. The coding region runs from base 1 to 1017 and encodes 338 amino acids.